CAGAACGUUGGUCGUUGACUGUUGUGUAAUUACACAAAUCACAAUAUUCAUUUACAUAUUUACAGUUCCACAAUACUGCAUUAAUGUUGUGUUUAAAUGUUCAAUUAAAAUUAAUAAAUGUUUAUACCUAUUGAGAAUUAUAAAUAUUAUUUAUUAUUAAAAUAGUGCAUUUUUAUCGUGCUGCCAUUGUUAUUCUUUAUUAUUUUAUAUGAAUUAGUAAAUUAUUAAUACAUUUUCUGCGCCACUAUUGUUUAAUUAACAAUACUAGUAUGCCUUAUAGUGUUGAUAAUCCCUUGUCGGUGAUGGCCGAUCAGUCGUGGAAUGAAGUUUGCAAAUACGCUAGAGAAGCUGCUGUAUUUUUAGAUGAAUAUGCAGCAGAGUCUUUACAUUGGCAUGGCGGCUGUGUCCUUCUAUAUAAAGCUGGGGCAAAGAGCAUUAAAGCCUUAUCCUCUUUCGAGAGUGGAAACCCGAAAGAUCGAAGGUGCUUAUUAAUUGUUGGAAAACCUGUAGAUGAGACAGUUUUAACUGUUGCUCAGGAUGUAUUAAAUAAUAGUAACUUCAAGUAUUGUCGCUUUAUUGCUGGAUGUGGUUUUGAGUCGUUUGGAAUUGAAAAUCUUGAAAAUGAACUUUGCAAAAUAAUAACUGCCAAAUAUGAUGAUGGAACAGUAGAUGUUAUGAACAUACCAAUAUCAAUAACUUGUUUGUCACCAUUAUUGUUUUUAGUACCUCAUCUACAAGACAUUCCCUUACUAAUUGAGAAUGAUUAUGGUUUUUAUGUACCGAAAAUUGCAGUAACAUUCAAUAAUAUAUUUAAUCAUUUGAACGUUAAACAUGAAGUCUAUUCUGUUGGAUCCUUAAGUGAUGCUGUAUCUCAAUAUAUUUACAAAGUUCAAUCUGUUCCAAAUACUGAGUCCAGUCGUAUGAAUAUCAUACUUAUAGACAGAAUAGUUGAUAUGUAUGCAGUAACUGAUUUUUCAUCUAGUUGUCCAUUAGAUAAAUUGAAUAUGCUAGUAAAUAGAUUUUCGGGAACUUGUUCAGAUAUUGCUGUUAAUAAUGAGCCAUUGUUACAUAAUGAAAAGUUUAAAGCAGCUAAUGAUCAAUUACAAGUACCAAUGUGUUUGGCUCCUACGUUGAAACCGACACCUGUAGUUGAAUGGUUAUUAUUGAAAAGUGAAAAAGAAAUAUUGGCUACCAUACGUAGUACUCUAACAGAAAAAAUUUCAGGGUCUGUUAGAAAAGUAGUAUCUAGAGUUACACCACAAUUAUUAGAAAGUUUGUUAACUGAUGAAAAAUUUGAUUCCAAAGAAAAUAUUGAUUUUAAACAACAAGUACUAUGUAUUUGUGCUGCUUUGAAAUCGCAAAAUCUUAGCAAAAUUGAACUUGCUCAAAACAUUGGCAAACUGUUACUUCAAAAUAUAGCAAUGGAAAAUGACACUGAUAUAUUAUUACAGGUGACUCAGUUAAUCAAAACGAGAAAAGAUAGAAAACUUUCAUUAGAAAUUAUUUUAUGUAUAUUAGUUCAAUUGUAUUCAGUCGUUAAUGAUGAUUAUGAAAUGACUGAAGAACAACAGUUACAGUUAGAAAAUACGCUUGGUGAGGCUCUAUACGAAGAUAUAGAAUCUUUACCAGAAUACAUAGUUAAAGACUUAAUUGGUCAAGUUUACACACCUUUGAUAUGUCAACAAGCAGCAGAAAAAAUAUUUUUCAAUAUAAAGCAGGUUAAAUUAUCAAGACAAACAUUUACUGAUUAUAGAAAACUAUACAUCAAAGAAAAUCCUUAUGUGCCCGCAGUUUAUAGUUCAUUUGUAAAACAGCUGAUGAACGAUGUUUGUAGUUCGAUGCGGCCAAAUCUACCAGUUUUAAAAAUAAAGUCGGAUGGAAUUACUGACCUAUUAAAAAUGAGUUUUAAUAAAAUUAUCAAUACGACCAAUAAGCAUCCUUUGGAUUGUGAUCAUUUGAUUGUAUUUUUGCUUGGGGGCAUAAGUGGACAAGAAGUUCAUUCAAUUUAUGAAGCAACUAAAAAUUGUGGAAUUCGUGUCAGCGUUGGAUCUACUAGAAUGCUAUCACCAUAUGAAGCAUUACAGUCACUGUUCAAAUAAGUUUUAUAUACUACUGUAAAAUUCACUUGUUUAUAUUUAUAACAACUUAUUUAACAAACAUCAAAUACAUAUAUACACAGACAUAA
Molecule: messenger RNA, 2185 nt
Organism: Adelges cooleyi (spruce gall adelgid)
Lineage: Eukaryota; Metazoa; Arthropoda; Insecta; Hemiptera; Adelgidae
Product: sec1 family domain-containing protein 2-like
Exons: 11
Coding region: 270-2099 (609 amino acids)
Biological process (GO): intracellular protein transport; vesicle-mediated transport
Source: RefSeq, a predicted model, not a curated record